Messenger RNA from Fraxinus pennsylvanica, 690 nucleotides. The record is from the annotation of a GenBank genome assembly. Lineage: Eukaryota; Viridiplantae; Streptophyta; Magnoliopsida; Lamiales; Oleaceae.
AUGCUUUACCGAUCUGGAGUCCUGAUUAUAAAUAGACCUGGAAAACAGACGCAAAUUUCACUUUUAAAGAGUGGUUUUAUCGUCAAUAGAAUCCAGGAAAUACAUUUAUUUACUCUCUCAUUGAUUGUUACAGGUUGUGGUUUGCCUUCUAUGUUAUUUUCUAUUAAGGUAUAUUGGUCUUCCGUAAUUAUUUUACCUAAGGCUGUGAUCAAGCAAGUGGAGGCUACUCUACGUGCCUUCUUGUGGAAAGGUUGUGACCUUGGCACCGGAGGGACUAAAGUAGUGUGGGAGAAACUUUGUAUGCCUAAGAAAGAGGGUGGUUUGGGUUUGCGGAGCAUAGAGAUUUGGAAUAAGGCUGCUAAGUUAAAAUACCUUUGGUCCAUUUGUACGGAUUCUGCCUCUUCUCUUUGGGUUUCGUGGGAACGAAGUUACUUACUUAAAGGCCGAAGCAUUUGGGAAUUGAAGUGUCCUGGGGAUUGCUCUUGGAUCUGGAGGAAGAUUCUUGCACUUCGGGAGAUAGGAAGGGACAAAAUGAAAUUUAUAAUUGGUAACGGUAGACGUACUUCUCUUUGGUUUGAUAAUUGGCAUCGUCUUGGCCCUUUACAGAAGAUUCUUGGUGAGAGGAUCAUUCAUGAAUCUAGAUUUAGUAGAGUAGCUAAGGUGGCUGAUAUUGUUGAGGGUGAUAGCUGA